ACCUCCGGUUCUAGGUGUCAUGGCUGCCUCGAGAGUCUAGUACGAGUUUGCACCUGGUGGGGAGGGUCGGAAGCCCACACCCGGAAACCUAGCGAAAUAAGGUUGCGUCUUGGUUGGCGAGACGACAGUUUCUCCGAUUCCUCGGCGAUGGCGGCAUCUGGGAAUGGUAUGGCCCAGAAAACGUGGGAAUUGGCCAACAACAUGCAGGAAGCCCAGAGUAUCGAUGAAAUCUACAAAUACGACAAGAAACAGCAACAAGAAAUCCUGGCGGCGAAGCCCUGGACUAAGGAUCACCAUUACUUUAAGUACUGCAAAAUCUCAGCAUUGGCUCUACUGAAAAUGGUGAUGCAUGCCAGAUCCGGAGGCAACUUGGAAGUGAUGGGCUUGAUGCUGGGAAAGGUGGAUGGUGAAACCAUGAUUAUUAUGGACAGUUUUGCUUUGCCUGUAGAGGGCACUGAAACCCGAGUAAAUGCUCAGGCUGCCGCAUAUGAGUACAUGGCCGCAUAUAUAGAAAACGCCAAACAGGUUGGCCGCCUUGAAAAUGCAAUUGGCUGGUAUCAUAGCCACCCUGGUUAUGGCUGCUGGCUUUCUGGGAUUGACGUUAGUACUCAAAUGCUCAAUCAGCAGUUCCAGGAACCAUUUGUAGCAGUGGUAAUUGACCCAACAAGAACAAUAUCUGCAGGGAAAGUGAAUCUUGGAGCCUUUAGGACAUACCCAAAGGGCUACAAACCCCCUGAUGAAGGCCCUUCUGAGUACCAGACUAUCCCACUUAAUAAAAUAGAAGACUUCGGUGUACACUGCAAACAAUAUUAUGCCUUAGAAGUCUCAUAUUUCAAAUCCUCUUUGGAUCGCAAAUUGCUUGAGCUUUUGUGGAAUAAAUACUGGGUGAAUACGCUGAGUUCUUCUAGCUUGCUUACUAAUGCAGACUAUACCACUGGUCAGGUGUUUGAUUUGUCUGAAAAAUUAGAACAAUCAGAAGCCCAGCUGGGACGAGGGAGUUUCAUGUUGGGUUUAGAAGCACAUGAUCGAAAGUCAGAAGACAAACUUGCCAAAGCCACUAGAGAUAGCUGUAAAACUACCAUAGAAGCUAUCCAUGGAUUGAUGUCUCAGGUUAUUAAGGAUAAACUGUUUAAUCAAAUUAACAUCUCUUAAACAGUCACUGAGUUGUACUUUUGCCUGACUGAAAGCCAGUAUGAGAAAAAUACUCAAGUAAAACUUUAAAAACCAGGUACCAAAAAUCUGAUUAGAAGUAUAAGGUGCUCUGAAGUGUCCUGAAUAUUCACAUCCUUUAAUAAAGCUCCUUCAAAUGAAA
Manis pentadactyla (Chinese pangolin) is the source of this 1312-nucleotide messenger RNA. RefSeq names its product COP9 signalosome subunit 5 (gene COPS5). Gene Ontology annotation, biological process: protein deneddylation. The transcript has 8 exons. Lineage: Eukaryota; Metazoa; Chordata; Mammalia; Pholidota; Manidae. Gene Ontology annotation, cellular component: cytoplasm; COP9 signalosome. The record is from RefSeq and is a predicted model, not a curated record. The coding region runs from base 148 to 1152 and encodes 334 amino acids. Gene Ontology annotation, molecular function: protein binding; metallopeptidase activity; deNEDDylase activity.